Messenger RNA from Papaver somniferum (opium poppy), 708 nucleotides. RefSeq names its product pre-mRNA-splicing factor 38B-like. The record is from RefSeq and is a predicted model, not a curated record. The transcript has a single exon. The coding region runs from base 1 to 708 and encodes 235 amino acids. Lineage: Eukaryota; Viridiplantae; Streptophyta; Magnoliopsida; Ranunculales; Papaveraceae.
AUGAAAAUUGUGGAGAAAACUUUUAAUUCUUUGAAAUUAAAGAUUGUGAGAAUUGGAUCUACUGUUGAGCAAGGAACAACGGCUAGAAGGAGCAAUAGAAUCGCAGAAAGAAGAAGAAUUACAAAUCUUGAUCACCAAGAGGAAAGAAUAGAAGAAUCUCAAGAAAGUGAACUCCAACAUGAACCUCAGCCCGAACAAGAGCGGAAUAAUGAUAUUAAUUAUGAUAGAGUGAGUAUUCGUACUUUGCAAACAAGUUCUACUGGAGAAGAAACACAAAGGAUUGGAAUACCAGGAAGAAUUGAUGGAAAUGAAGAAGAUAUGACAAUUGCAGAACUUAGACAAAGAUUGAUUGCAGAACGGAGAAGAGAUGACGAAGAGCGUGCGAAUUUGAUUCGUCAAAAUGAUGAUCUGAGAGAAGAAAAUCUUAGGUUACAUGAACAGAGAUCAAGAAGUGCUACAAGGUCGAGAUCAAGGUCAAGCAGAAGUUCAUCAAAACAAAGUCAAUCUAACCGUGAAAAUGAUAGGCAAAGACAUCGCAUGGAAUUUAUUGAAGAAAAUUCGCAAGAAAAUAAUAAUUCACAGGAUCAACAGGAGAAAAGACUUAUAAUUCAAGAUCGAGGAACUAAACGAUAUGAACAUCCACGUGAGCUUCUUCGUCGCACACAUCAUAAUCUUGAAAGAGAGGAAGAUGAUCCAAGACAAGAGUAG